AUGUUCGGCUCCUACCGGAGGAAGGCCACUCGCCUUUUGCACACGGUGCCCUACCUGCAAAAGCUUGGUGUGACUUGUGACGGCCUGCCGCCUCUAUUGUGCAAGACUUUUGCCCAAGCACUUGUGGAUCAGCUACUUGCGUGCGGUGCGCGUGCCCCGGCGUCCUCUCUUGCAAACGCUUCCCUGUCGCUCUCCAUGGGCCCGGCCGACCAGCUGCCGUGCACCUCAAAGACCAAGCUGGUGUUCCAAAUGCCUCCGAGCCAGCCCUUUGGUUCCACGGGGUCUGGCGCCUGCCUCGGCGUGCCAGCCGGCAUGUCAGCCUGUAUCGAUCGCUUGUGUGAGCACAGCUCGGUCAGUGUGGCGAGGGAACGAACGGCCGAACUUCGCAAGUGGAUGCUUAGGAAGAAAGAUCUUGAUGAGAGUUUUGAUGGACCCGCGCAUUGCAAGCAGAUUCUAGCUGGAAAACCCAUGAAACUCUUCGGGGAAAUGGUCGAGGCUGCCGGACAUGCUGAUGUGAACUUGGUACGAGAUAUACAUAACGGUUUCGACCUGCUUGGCGAGAUCCCUUCCUCGUCCGUCCUGCCGAAGAAAACCACAGUGGCAUCUCUCAGCAUCGAGGACGCUUGCAGGGAUCCUGAAAUCACUUCGGAAGUGUAUCGCCUUACCUUGGAGGAGCGGGAUAAAGGGUGGCUGACCGGCCCCUUCACUCUCGCCGAUGUGCCAGAGACUGCCAUCGUUACACGCCGUUUUGGCGUCAGGCAAGCUGUGACGACGACGGCCACCGGUGUGGCGGCUAAGAUCUGUCCUAUCGACGACUUCACAGAAAGCCUGGCUAACUUGUCGUGCACGUGUGCGGAAACCAUCGACCCGCAUUCAGUGAACAUCAUUGUUGCCGGGAUCUUGAAGCGGUGCAGGUCGCUACGGAAGUCCGGGAGGGACGCACGCUUGCUCCUUCGUACAAUAGAUCUACGAAAAGCCUAUAAGCAACUUCCUUUGUCGGAGCGUCUACCUUUCGGCGCAAAGCCCUCUGUACAAGGCUUUUGUCGUGCAUCAGGGGCGAUCUGGGCAGUUGGACAAGCCCUGCUCCACAUCCACUGGUCCGUCUUCUUUGACGAUUAUGUGGUAGUGGCCUCGCCCGAGGAAAAGGGUCACCUUGAUCUUGUGUUACGGUCGUACUUUGCCUUGAUCGGCUGGGAAACGUCCGAUGAAAAGGACGCCGGGUUCAAAAGUGUGGCAAAAGCCUUAGGCGUAGAAUUUAGCUUGGACGAGAUCCACUUAGGUCUGCUUAGGGUGCAAAACACAGAGGCUAGGAAGCGCGAGCUUGUGUCCACCAUCGAAUCCAUCGUGCAGCAAGGUGGAGCGCAUGCCAAAGAGCUUGAGUGCCUGCGGGGCCGUCUUCAGUUUGCCGAGUCGCAGGUGUUUGGUCGGGGCCCUGCUUUUCUUGAAGCCGUUUUUGGGUUUCAGGCCCGUGAACCCCUGGUGUACCGCCUCAGUGGCACAUGGGCAGCUUCUCUCGUGAUGGCAGAGAAGAGGACGUUUGAUGCUGCAUUCGAAGGGCAUCUUGCUCAUGUUGUGCACCAGAAUUCUACGAGCAACUCAAAGCAGCCAUGGGAGAGAAGCAUUGUGAAUGUGCCGAGUGUAUUGCCGAAAGCUUUCUUGGGAAGGGGGCGUCUUGGGAAUGUGCUUACUCAUACGGCUGCUGCUCCUGUGAAAGCUCCGAGUGGCCCGUCGGCUAUAAAUCUGACUGCUACUGGAGGCAAGCUGCCACGGAAGGUUGGGCCUUCCUGGAUUCAGAGACAAUCGGAUAACAGACAUGCGGCUGUCAUGAAGUGGCUUCGGAUUGCUAAAGAGGGUGGCGACUUCUUUGGGGUCUGUGCUAGAGUGGCGGAAGAUGCUGAAGCUGGAUUGCCAGCCUCACUGCAGGAGUCUCUAGGAGAUGUUUUCUCACUCAAGGCGAGCAGUACGCUUCACAGCAGGGCUGGCCCGGUCCUGAGAUACAUGGCAUUCUGCUGGCGCAUCAGAGAGCAGCCUUUCCCUUUGUCCGAGCAGAAGAUGUAUCGCUUCGUCAAGGAAUACUGCAGUGGGGCUGCGCCUACCUUUGCCUCCAGCUUUAUGAGUUCCAUUGGCUUCAUGCAAUAUGUCUUGGAGGCGAAGGUCCCGGCCGAUUGUGUUAGCAGCCGGCUGGCUGGCGCAGUUUCGAAGCUCUACUUGGAGAAGAGAAAGCUGCAACAGAAGCCGCCGCUGACGGCUUCACAGAUUCGGGCUUUGGAGCGAAUUGUGCUGGGACUUAUACCUGAAGUCCGUGCGGAUGUCGAUAGAUACGCGGCAGGGUGCUUUUUGUAUUGUGUGUUUGCAAGAGCCCGCUAUUCGGACAUGCAGUGUUCUGGUGAGCUGGCGAAAGACAUCGUGCAAGGUGAGCGCGGACCGCGUGGGUACCUUGAAGCGAGGGUCACCAGGAGUAAAACGAGUCACAACUUGGAGCGUAAGACCCGAUAUCUUGCUAUGGUCAGUCCGAUAUGGGGCCUUGAGCAGGAUUCUUGGGCGUUGGCUUGGAUGGAGGUGGCUGGCAGGGCGGGGCCCGCAUGGGGGCCUGACAUGCCCCUGCUACCGUCCCCCACCGACGGUGGCCAAUGGCAGAAGGCGCCUAUGUCUGCGCAGGCUGGAGCGCGGUGGCUUCGCCACCUUCUCUAUCGUGCAGGCGAGGAUGUCGCAUCGGUCAAGGCCGUGGGCACUCACUCCUGCAAAGCUACGCUUUUAUCUUGGAUGUCCAAGUGGGGAGCUAGUAAGGAGAUCAGGUCGAUACUCGGAUAUCAUUCUAGUGCCAACGCCGGCACGGAUGUGAUCUACGCGAGGGACAGCGUUUCCCCUGCAUUGCGUGAGCUGGAGGAAAUGGUUUCUGCGGUCGCUUACAGGCGCUUCUUCCCGGACGCCACGCGCUCGGGCAUGUUUGCGGAGUCUUUGGCUGCCAGGGGAGAUGCUCAUGACAAGGCCGAGGUCGGUUCAGAUUCUUCUUCCGACAGGAGCGAUGACGAGGAGGAGCCGGACACUCUCGAGGAGGAGAAGGUGGUUGAGGACAGUGUCGGCGAUUUUGAGCCGAGCGGUUGCCUUCGAGAAAGCCUGGAGGGCAAGGCGGUUUUUCGGCAUGUCACCACCCGCUUCAUACACUUAGUCGCUUCUGAGGAGGGCACAACUUUUAAGUGUGGCAGGCAGAUCACAUCGUCUUACUUGGAGUGCAGUGCGAUACCCAGGUUUUUGCAUCCGAUCUGCCGGCAGUGCUUUCCAGAGGCGAGGUGA
Molecule: messenger RNA, 3294 nt
Organism: Symbiodinium sp. CCMP2592
Lineage: Eukaryota; Dinophyceae; Suessiales; Symbiodiniaceae
Source: the annotation of a GenBank genome assembly